Molecule: messenger RNA, 1600 nt
Organism: Humulus lupulus (European hop)
Lineage: Eukaryota; Viridiplantae; Streptophyta; Magnoliopsida; Rosales; Cannabaceae
Exons: 5
Coding region: 294-1079 (261 amino acids)
Source: RefSeq, a predicted model, not a curated record
GCUCAGCUGGAAUAUAUAAACUGAUACACUUUACAUAAUACCAUAAACUACGACCAAAUUAAGAGUACAAACGAAGAUUGGACCCAAAAUAACACCAGUUCUCAACCUAACCAAAAAAAAAAAUGCUUGACUCUCCGAAACAGACCAACCGCAUAGUCGAUAUAUAUAUAGAUAUUGUAUGUGUGUGUAGAAGAGAAAUCUAAGAAUAAUCCAAGUACAGAGAUUCGAAAGAAGAAUUAAUAAUUAAGGUGUAUGUUUUGAGUGGGUGCAAGCGGAGGCAGCGAGAAUCGGAGAUGAUGAUACGGAACAUGGGAAGCAUAAACCCAACUCGAGGCAUUGCGGCGGUUGUCGGAGUCGGACCCAAGCUCGGCCGAUCCAUCGCCCGCAAAUUCGCCCAUGAAGGCUACACCGUCGCCAUCCUUGCUCGCGACUUAGGUAGAUUGUCGAGAUUUGCAGACGAAAUAGCUCGGGAGGAGAAAGCUCAAGUGUUCGCCAUUAGAAUCGAUUGCUCGGACUCUCGGAGUGUGAAGGAGGCAUUCGAAGGGGUUCUAUCGUUGGGAUUUGUUGAGAUACUGGUUUACAAUCCGUACCAACCAGUCUCUUGGCACCCUCCUAACUUCACCGACAUUCGAAUCGAUGCCUUUGAGAAAUCCCUCGCCGUCUCCUCCGUCGGCGCUUUCCAUUGCGCCCAGCAGGUUCUUCCGACCAUGGUGGAAAAAGGAAGAGGGACGAUUCUCUUUACUGGCUGUUCAGCUUCUCUUAAUGGCAUUGCUGGUUACUCCGAACUAUGCUGCGGCAAGUUUGCGUUGAGGGCCCUUUCGCAAUGUUUGGCUAAAGAGUUUCAACCACUCGGUAUUCACAUCGCUCAUGUCAUCAUCGACGGGCUCAUUGGCUCACCAAGGGGGUCAGGGAGUCCAGCACAGAGGACGACGGCGGUUGGGGAACACAUACAGAGCGGAGGAGAUGGGUCACUGGACCCAGACGCGGUGGCUCAAACCUACUGGUACUUGCAUCUUCAAGAUCGAACCACUUGGACCCAAGAGAUCGAUCUUCGUCCUUCUACCACCAGAUUCAUCUGAGUCUCUUUCUCUCUCCAUCUAUAAACAGGCUUUCUCAUAUAUAUUCAAAUUAAAAUGUACUUGCCCAUCAUUUGUAAUAACGGUUUCAGUACGUUCUCAAUUAUUAUUACAUGCACAGUUUCACACCAGACACCGAAACCACCAUCCUCAUCCUCGUCAUUGUCACCGGUCAUCGUCAUCGUCAUCGUCAUCAUCAUCAUCAUGCGUCUUGGCCAAGAUUAUUGCCCCUUUCAUUCGUAUGACUCUCAAAUCUCAACCGGCCAAUACCAAAAUCAUCGCAUAGGAUCAGCCAUACACUGAGGCCAAUACUAUAUCAUCCAAAUGAUAUUUCCCACUUGUGGUGACUCGGUUUGUAUUGAAAAUUACUCUUUUUGUUUUGUUUUGUUUUUGUAUCUACUUCUUUUCUUGGGUGGUUUGAUUUUUGUUGUUGUUGUUGUUUCUUAGUGUGUUGAGUUGGUUUGAUUUCGAUAUUAGUUUAAGUAGAACAGUCCCAUUAAAUUAUAGAUGAAUUUUUAGUGUUA